AGAGCUGAGUCAGACACGACGGCGAGCAGUAUGGCGACAUGUCGCUUCGUGCGUAAACAGUGAGUGUAGGCACUUGUCUCAUCGUGGCGGGAUAAAUAUUGUCUGACUGGCUAAAGUGUGCUUCUAUACGUCGUUCAAGAUCGUAUCGCUUACAGGACGUCUCAUUUAAAGAGCAGAAACAGUGGUAUUUCUUAGCAGUGAGCAUUUGACAGAUUAUCACCUUUGCUUGCCGUUUACAGUUAUGUGUUAGCUUAUCAAUGAGAAAGGACAGAGCUUUGUGACUCGUGGAAACGGCGUGAAUAUUCUAUUGCGACUGAGAGGAGACGAAAUGAGCGGGUCUGCAGUGCCCUGGCGUGGAAAAUUCCGACUGAUACCGUGUUAGCUGAACCGUAGCGAGAAGAUUUGGAUUAUGUGGAGUGUUAAGACCAGCAAGACGAAGAAUUCUCAAGGAUGAGCCGUGGGUACUACGUACCCUGUGCGCCGUUCCUCUACUUGGUUCCGGACAGCGGGGGCAUGGACUGCAUGCCGCUCCAGCCGGCGCAUGCGCACCAACCGCAUCGGCCGCCGGGGCCAUUCCAGUACCUCAUGCACGAGCAGGCCAAAUCGCUCGUCGCGCUACAGGAGCUGCAGAAUGAGGUGGGCGCGCUGCUGGAGUUCCGGGACCUGGUCAUGGAGACGUUCCCGCACCUGCGGCAGAAGCUGGCGGCCAGCGAGCGCGGCGGCUCGUCCUCGUCGUGCUGCACCAGCACCGCCUCCUCCACGGCGGCCACGCUGCCGCCGGCGCACCUCCACCAGCUGCACCACGCCGCCGCCCCCGCCUCCAGCGCCGCCUCCGCCAGCCCCUCCGGCGCCGCCUCCCGGCACCGCCCGCCGGCUGCAGACUGGGAACCGGGCGUGCGCGUGCGUCGCAAGCUGCUGCACGGCGCCGCGCACCACAAGGAGAUCACAGGAGGCAGCGACGGCGCGUCGAGCGGCGCGACGCAUCGGAAGCAGCCCAAGAGCGGCGACGGCAGCGGCACGAGCAGUGCGGGCAGCUCCGCCGUACAGGACUCCGGCUUCGGCACCGAGACCUCCUCCAGCAAGGCCGCCUCCGCAACCACCGUGCUCCCUCCCGCUCACCACCACCAGGCCAGCUCGUCGUCGGUGGUGGUGGACGAGGCGGAGGACGAGCUGUGGAACCUGCUGGACGUGAUCCAGCGCAAGGGCACGCGCCUGCGCGACGAGGUGGCGCAGCUGCAGCAGCGCCUCGCGGGCUCCGCCGCCCCCGCGCCUUCUGCCCCCGCCGCCGAGCAGCAGGAGCGGCCGCCCCCGCCACCGACGCCUCGUCCGCGUCCGCGGAGGCCGCUUGGCGCUCUGGACGCCGUGCUCAGCGGGCCCUCCACGCUGCCCAGGGCGCGCCCCGACGCGCGCAAGGUGGCCGCCAUCCUGCGAGAGCUGGAUCCCGUCGAGCUGCAGAGGCACCUGCUCACCACCACCGCGCACAACCAGGCUUUGCAGAAUCGACUAGAGAAGACAGCAAAGCUGCACACUAGUCUCCUGGAGCAGCUGGAUAAAGUGAAAGAUGAAAAUGAUGAUCUACGAUUUCAGCUUGCAGAAAAGAGUAUAGAGCUGGAGGGAACCAAGGCACGCAUGCGAGUAUUACAGCAGCGGCAAGGCAAGGCAGCUGAAACAAACACUGCAGCAGUGUCAACAGAAACAGAUGAUGAGCAGCCUCCUCUACUUCCCCCAGAGGAAACAUGCAAUCCAAUCCUGCCUCUACUAGCAUUGCCAGUAGCUGGUUCAGAUGACCACAACCACCAGCACCACAGCAGUAGUACUGAGUCAGCGCACGAUCACACUGAACAGCGCCGUGUGCAGUCAUCUAAUUCUCCCCGUCGCAGGCCUAGCAAGAUACCUUUACUGGGAACUAAAUCGUACUGUGCACCCAGACCGCCAUCUGGGAAGACAGGUGCUAUCACGGCAGCACAUUCUAAUAAGAGCAGAGAUUCUCUGUCAGCUAAAUCUGGCCGGGAAAGUUCAUGGAAAAGCAAGGCUGAUGGUGCCUCUCUGAGUGGAAGCAAGAGCAGAGAACCUAUUUCUGUGGUUAGGAACUCUUCUCUUUCAGCAAGAAACAACAGUAGAGAAUCACUAAAUGGUAGUAAAUCUAGAGAUUCCAUUCUGAGCAAAUCUCGUAGUGACUCAGUAAAUGGCCGAAAAGUAUCAGCCGUGGAAGUGACAAUGGUUUCUACUAGGUCGAGAGAUGGUCAUAGUCAAAAUAGUUUCUCAUCAAAUGCAUCGAAUACUAACAAGCGAGAUUCUCUUUCUGGAAAAAGCAGAGAAGCUUCUUUCUCAUCAUCCAGUGGUUGGAAAGGAACUCAGCAUCCAGUGAGGAGGGCCAGUAGUGCAAGCAUCACAAGAGGCAACGUGAUUGAUCAAGCUGAUCGUAACUCUAAGGUUUUAACAGCAUCUGAUAGUCUAGAGCCAAAACAGUGUUCUUCCGCAACAGGAGAGACACAUGGCAGUCACCAUGAUGAUCAUCAUGAUGCAGAUUCCUUUUCGGAUUCCCUCAACCAUUUUCCUGACCAAGAAGUGGAACUUUCACCAAAAACAAGUGAUGAGAUUGAUUUCAAAAGUUUGACAUCUCAACUUAACUUACAAAGCCAAGAUGUAAACAGUGACAGUAACAUUAUUGUUGAUGGCAACUCCUCCUCAUCUGAAUUUUUUGACAGUAUCAAUGACUCUGAAAGUGUAUUGAAUAAUGAAAUUGUAUCUAGCAAAAAUGUACACGUCCAAGACCAUCACCUGCAUACUUCAUCACGAUGUGAAGGAUUGACAGAGUGUGAUUCAUUGGAGAACAGGGCACCUGAAAUGAUGAUAGAAGCAUUUCAUACACCAACAAAAUUUUUGUCAAAAGUAAUUUCUACACGAAACUUUUGUAUCGCACCAGGAGGUCAACAUACUGAAUACUGAAAUUAAUUUGAAUUGUUUUCUUUUCUACUCUUCUAAUGGUGAGACACUGUUUCAUUCUAUUUACAACCAUGAACUACUGUGUGAAAAGACAUUGAUAGUUAAUGUGCAGCAUAUGUCUAUUACAAAUGAAAUUUUAACCUCAGAUUAGUAGGAAUAUGGUGGUUAAGAAUGCUGUUUGCAUGAUAGAAUGCUGAAAGUAUAUGGGGAUGCCAUCUCUAAUUAGUACUGCUUAUGGUUACUGAUGUAAAAUUUUCUAAAAAUACAUCUGUUGUAUUUAUGGAAUGGAUGUUCUGAAUUGGAUGUUAGUAAUUUGGUGACAUAAUAUGGUGCUCUUUUGUAAUCAAUAUUUUAAUGGAGCAUUUAAUUGCAUUUGCUGGUGUUUAGACUUUGCUUUUGUAAGAUAAUUUCCAAAUCUUUGAUGUAGUUUGACUUUUGGCUUUUGUUAUGAAACCAAGCAAAGCAUAAGCUUUUUGCCUUUGCUGACUGUAGUUAUCCUAAAAAGAAUCUUCACACUUUUUUGUCUUAAGUGAGAUGAAGAAUAGGUCAGAUGCGCAGUACAGAAAUUUGCAGAGAACAGGAAGUAAGUCACUCGGUAUCCUCCUCCUCCCUUUUAGGAAACACUAUCAUUAUUCCUUAGUUUCAUUUGUAAUGUGUUUCAUGGGACCCCAUGCAUAAAUUAAACAUGUUUUGUAUACUGGCUACAUAACACCAUGUAUUCUGAAUCCAAACAAAACAUUCUUUUUAACACGUAAAUAAUUGAGGAGAGAGAAACAUAAGAUGAAGAGCUUUCCAUUUAUGAAAAAUAUGCCAAUAUCCUUUCUAGAAAAGAAAUACACUGUCAGCUGCUAAAUUUAUUUGCUCUUUUGUAUUGUUCUCUACUCAUUUUCCCCAAGACAAAUUAAUUAAAAAAACACAGAUGUCUAAGGUGAACUGUUGGUUAUUAAUUUGAUUUUCAUUCUCCUACAAAGUUUAUUUAUAUUUUGAGGAAUGUUAGCCAGGCUGAGGUCAUGUGAGUUGUAGUGUUGUAUCUGACAUUGAAGAGAUGCACCAAACAUCUAUAAACACGAGUAAAAUGUUCAGUGUUUCAAGACACAUCAUUUUGACUGGAUAAAAUUGCUGUUACUGGCACAGUACUCCACACAUAUAGGUGAGGAAGCAACAUCUGGAAUCUUACCAAGAGGAGCCAGAAUGAUGCCUGCACCUCCUGUGGAAGAUACCAGAUAUUGCUGUACCAUCUGUAUGAGUGGAACAUUGUGCUAGUCAUUGUGGUCAUUAGUGUUACUCCUGAUUAUGGCCCAGACAACUGUAGAAGUCAAGUAUUUAUUUUGAAAUGAUAUGACUAUAAGCCCAAGGUGAUUUUUUUCAGACAAACAACCACGAAACAUUAUGACAACACGAAUCAUUAAAACAGUGAGCUAUGAACUGAACAUAAUGUUUUGUAUUAACUCAUUUAUUUAUGAAUAUUGGAGCGUUUCAUGUGACUGGUAGUUCAUACUUCAAGCAAUGUGUGCUGUGUUAAUGAGGUUGAGAUAAGGAAAGAGGAGCAUAUUAAUACAUUAAUACCAGUGGGAGAAUAGAGGGAGGAAGGUGUGUGUGUGUGUGUGUGUGUGUGUGUGUGUGUGUGUGUGUGUGUGUGUGUGUGUGUGUGUGUGUGUGUGCGUGCGCGUGUGCGUGCGCGAGUCAAAGUGGCUGGUAAGUAGAGCAGUAGCUCUCACCCCCUCCCCUCCCACCCCCACCCCACCAACCCACACCUCUACCUUGCUCCUCUUCCAUUUCAAAGUAUUCAUAAUGUAGCAUGCUAGAUAGGUGUUCCGUAGAUUCAGAGAAUUCCAGCCUGACAGCACUCAGUUAAACAAAAACAGUAGCAGUUCUGAAAACUAUUUAUUGUGGAUGUUCCAAUGCUAAUAUAAUUACUGGAAUAUCUUUUUGCAACUGUUAGUGUAUUUUUCUUUUUAUUACAGCUGUUAUAUUGGUGUUAAAAUAUACAGCUGUAAACCAUGCUAAGAUAUCUGUUUUUAUGAUAUUUAGUGUGUUUUCUUUACACACCUGACUUAUUAAAUCUGGCAUAUUUGUUACACAAAAUCAAUUACUUUCAAGUCGUGUCCUGGAGAAAUAAGUAUAUAUGGGGGCACUGUUAGAAGCAGUCAUCAACAGCAAAAUGCACAUAUAAUGUUGUAAUGAAAAAAUAAUUUCCCAUUUUCAAAUAAAUUCAUCUGGUGUUUUAUAUGUCUGGUGCUUACUUUUUAUCAAUUUGAAAAUUGUUCUCCCAUGAACUGGGAAGAAGAGAAUAUGCCACUUUGGAUAUGUUUGCACUGAUACACUCUCUCUCUCUCUCUCUCUCUCUCUCUCUCUCUCUCUCUCUCUCUCUCUCUCUCUCUCUUUUCAUUCCCUCCCCCUCCCUCUAAAACAUUUCCUUUCUAAGUAGGAAUGGUCUCUAAUCACUGAAUUGUAAGUACACACGUAUUUGCCAUAAAACUAGAUGAGUACUUAUUUUGUUGUUGAUUUUUAUGGAGAUAUCAAGGUAUUUCAAUAAGAUGGCUGUUGGGUACUCUCAUUUUCCUGUGUUUUAACAUUUUUAGGACAUCUUCCAAUUAUAUUCCAGUCUUACGUUCAACAAUGUAGGAAAUGAUAGAUUGUUACUUAUCAUAAAGAUGACACUUUAAGCUGCAGACAGGGACAAUUAAAUGAUACUUACGAAGCUUUCAGCCACAGCCUUCAUUGGAAAAAGAGAAAGUGAAAGCUUAUGUGUGUCUAUUAAUUGCACCUGUCUGCAACUUAACGUGUAAUUUUUAUAAGUAGCAAUCUGUCUUUUCCUACAUUAUUGAUAUUCCUAACUGGCAUUUCCAUUGUUUGAUUUUGCCAACGUUAUGUUCACUAUUUUUGCUUUAAUGGUUAAUAGCACCCUCUCAAUGGCACAUUAACUGAAAUACGUAUUCAAAGGAGCUAGUUGUGAUAGGCAAGUGACUGUAAAAACAGUUAACAAAAACAUUUCCUCUGUAGUUUUGAGUACAUAUUAGUUUCAAUCUGGCCCUGUAUUUACAGACACUGCAUGCAUUUAAGGUAUGUUUUGUUAGUUGUGCUAGAUCAUUUAUGAACCAGUUUCUUAACACUGAAUAUACACAAGGCACUAAUAAAUGAGAGCCUUGGAAAAAGUUGCUAAAUAUACUUAAACCUGCAUGUUAAAUCUCAGAAAACUGAAUUAGAAAUAUGUUAUUGUUGCUGUUGGAACUCUUUCAUAUCAGUAUACUUGAAAUUACAAUAUUGAGAUAUGUUUCAGUUUCCUGAUUUUUUAUUAUUUUUGUGUGUGUGUGUUUGUUUGUUCAAACUUUCGUUAUGAGUUGGAACCCGUCUUUUCUUUGUCUGCUCCUUACUGAAUUAAAACCUAUGAAAUGCUACUAAAUUGCUUUAGACAGAAAAUCUGUACUUAAGUAUAGUACUCUGUUGUUAUUUUUAUUAUUUCAGAUUGUCAUUCAUGGAUAAUUGUGGUAAUGUUUUUAACAGUAUUUGUUAAAGUAUUUAUACUCCUUGUUCAGACAAGACUGAACUGCAAUAAAAUUUAGUUCCUGUAAGUAUCAUUAGAUGGCUGUAGCAGCUGUUCACAGUAUGAAUGAGAAAAAAUUAUUGAUGUGUGUAUAUUUUUGGAAUUCAGUGUAAAAAUCGUACGAUUCUGUGAGGCUACCAACUUACAAACAAGGAACAAAAGAAAAAACAACGGUUUUUUUCAAAAGUUUCAAUAGUGUUUCAGAAAAUCAUUGUUCCAAUUUUUCUUAAGAUGAGAGUGAAAAUAAAAUCAUUCAACUAACACUUUCAAUAUGGUAUGCAGUGUUGUAAUGGAUACUGGAUUGGAUAAAAGAUGAAAAUACUAGUUUCUUUUUUAGAUUUGACUUCAUCUGGAACCCGGAAGUGCUCAGUGAACAUACUUAUUUCGAGUCGUAAAAGGAGGCACAGUAAUGAAAUGCAACUUGGGAUUGUUGUAGCAGAUUUUGGUCACUGAGUAACCAUCUUCUACACAGUGGAUAAAGUUAACACAUUUUAGUCAUUAUUUGACAUAGUCUUUCUUGUACUAUACACACCAGAAGUUGAAAUUGAACUCUUUAUUUGGUACAAUGAAGACUUUCACUCAGUGACUGAAAUGUAGACCUGCUACAGUAAUCAUGAGUUGCAACUGAUUCCUGUAUCUUCUUUCACCAGUUGAUAUUAGUUUUUACCAAGUUAUUUAAAUCAUGAUAGUAAAGCAAUAAAUUGAUGUAUCUAAGCAUACCUUUAGUAGAGAGUUCAUUUUCGUGUGUUGUGACAUCUAUCCCAUUGUUGGUCGAAGAGUAGAGUGAGAGUGCUUAUUUGUUGCUGCUAUAGCCAUCAUAAUUUAAACAUUUGUGUUUGGUAAAUGAAUCAAAGAAUACAUUUUUACCUUCAAGUAUGCAGCAUUCUUAUGAUUUAUUAAAAGCAGCAUCUACCUUUACAACGAGACAAGGAUUAAUAGUAAUAUACUGUGGUAGUAUCAGUACCCCCUCCACCCCCCUCCCCGCUAAACCUCCUUUCCUACACAUACCAUUUCCAUCUCGAGAACAAAACAUUACCAAAGGACAUUGUUUUAUUAGUAGUAAUAACAGCUUAUAAAACAUGGUCUCCCCCAGUGUAGUUAAAUGUUGACUGAGUGACUGGCAGGAUCCAAAAGUAUUACGUAUGUAUCUUUCCAAAGCUCAUUAACAUGAGUAUAUGCUGUAUCUUUAGUCUCUCUUUUUUAUUUAUGUAAAUUUUUUUCUUCUAUGUCGUCCUCUAUUUGUGGAAGUUGGUACAAUUUAUUGUAAACAUGGACUGUGCUGUUUGAGUAUGGCUCCAAGAACUAUAUUCUGUACAUCCCAUUACAAAGAUUAUAGCUGGCAAAGAACUCAUAUUUUUUUUCUAAAACUAGCUGAUAGUCUGUGUUUUUUAAGCAAGUGAUAUGUAAUAUUACAUUUAGAAAGAUUGUCCACUCUUCGUGUCACUGAAGAUAACAUGACAUAUAAGAUAAGAAAUGCCAAAAAUGUAUCUUUGUAGUAGAAAAAGAUUUGUAUAUCCCUUAUCUCCAAGCUUCAGAGAAUUUGAUGGACUUGAACUUAAGACUUGGCUCGACUUUUUCUGGCUUUCAGUUGUUAGAACAACUGGUUGUAAAGCUCUGAUGGUGCAAUGAAUGUUAGCUGCAUGUAAGAAUUAGGUUCCAGAUUUUUAUAUCCGAAAUACUCAAAAGUGGAAUUUCACAUCUGAAUAGUGGUCAUUUUUGUAUAACUCAAGGAAUAGCUCAGCAAGAAUAUGAAAAUUCAUUCCAUUGGUGCUCAGGACAGGCUUGAGUGAAUGUGUCUUGUAUUAUUGUUUACACGAAUUCUGGUUAUGAGCUUAAGUGGUUGCUUGGCAUCUUGAGAGCUUGGCAAAGUAUUUGUGGAUUGUAAUUAUGUGUUGUUAUACAUGUGAUAUAUUAUACAUUAUACAAUCACAUACAUUAUAAUGUUGUGUAUAUUUUUUAUGUUUUGUGUAUCAUAUGAACAGUGUAAAUAUUAAAAGUGUGUAAAUUAUUACCAAUUGAACAAAUAAAUGUACUGAAUAUUAGCAUUC
Messenger RNA from Schistocerca gregaria, 8538 nucleotides. It is a transcript of the gene jvl, whose product is annotated as nucleolar and coiled-body phosphoprotein 1. Lineage: Eukaryota; Metazoa; Arthropoda; Insecta; Orthoptera; Acrididae. Bases 451 to 2949 code for a protein of 832 amino acids. The record is from RefSeq and is a predicted model, not a curated record. The transcript has 8 exons.